Molecule: messenger RNA, 1242 nt
Organism: Diplodia corticola
Lineage: Eukaryota; Fungi; Ascomycota; Dothideomycetes; Botryosphaeriales; Botryosphaeriaceae
Exons: 2
Coding region: 1-1242 (413 amino acids)
Source: RefSeq, a predicted model, not a curated record
AUGGCCUUCGGCAAAUACAAGUUUGCUACUGUCAAACUCAUAGAUACGUUGUGGGACAUCUUGGUAGGAAGAGGACUUCAAAUCGUGCUGAUGAUUGGCGCAUUGAAUGUAUACAACAUGGCUCUUUUGAGAGCCAUGGAGAACUACACGGCGUCCUACGAUGUUUUCCUGGAAACCAGAAUCAGACAGAAUACCUUUUCUAUCUGUUAUGCUCUGGUGUAUGAGCUGUGUAGAAACGGGAAAAAGCACCACCAGCCACGACACGUCAAAGGUAUACUGGCCGCAAUCCUUGUAACUACUGCCUACAUUGGAAUUUGGCCGACCCUCACCGGCGCAAUGUCUGGGUAUACGCCUGUUUUUAGAGUCAUGAUGGCGGCGUGUGAUGAUUCUGCAAUUCCAGUCGACCAUUAUUCAAGCUCGAGGGUGAUUUACGAUGGAAAUAGGAUCGAGAUACCGAAAGGCGACGACGGGCAAGGUGGAACGAGCCUAUGGAGAGACACGGUCCUCACCCUCUCAACUGAGGGCUCGGCAGGUUGGACGGUAUCCACAUCGAUUUACAACUGUGGAGAUGGCUCCCAGAUUUUGAUCCUCCCAAGUCGCGUCAACGUUGACAUUACCACAUAUAUGAGGUUGUAUUACGUUGACAGCCGGUAUCCCAACAAUGGGACCGAUGUGCCAUCCAUGCUCAACAUCAACGGUCAAUAUGUGCAUAUCGAAGCACCGUUACUCAACAUCAGCACACAAGUAUACGAAUAUAACGGUAAAGCCUACGAUGCGGGCUAUCGGAGCCUCAACCAGGUCUGCCAGCCUACGAACGAAUAUCAAUGGGGCUUUUCAUACUAUAUCGCACUUGUAUGGUCUAUUUGCAACUUGUUGUUCCUAUCUCUUUUAUAUGGCCUGUGGCUAGACGCUUGGAGAAACAGCCGGGUGGUUCAAGGAAGAAAGAAGAAUGGUACAUAUCGAGCUCUACUUGAUCUGGGGUGUGCACUGCAGGACGAGAUUGGGAAGGACAGCGCUGCGAAUGACACGGAGAAGGAGCUGGAAGUGAAGCUGUCCAAAGCCAUAGGUGGGCUGUUGGUACCACAACAUGAAGAGAAGGUAGUUGGAAGCUUGUAUGAGGUUCCUCGGAGUGAGAGUGGAUCCGAGCAAUGUGCAUGUGAUGAUGGGGAGAGACGUAGUGCAGAGGAGCGGUCGAAAGAGCAGAAGAGGAAAACGGCACAACACUUCAUCAUAGAAGCAUAA